Molecule: messenger RNA, 1117 nt
Organism: Musa acuminata subsp. malaccensis (wild Malaysian banana)
Lineage: Eukaryota; Viridiplantae; Streptophyta; Magnoliopsida; Zingiberales; Musaceae
Source: RefSeq, a predicted model, not a curated record
GCGGCUAACAGACUUCAGAGACCAAGACGCUUACGUAUAUGGCUCACCUUUAUCCCCUCCACCUUCGUCUUGGUGGUUCCCUUCUCUGCAGUCGUGAUGGAGUCCUCUCUGUGGCUGCUUCUUUCUCUCGGUGUCUCCGUCCUUUCUCUUCUUCUUCUUUCUAGAGCCGCAAAGAGGUCAUCGAAGUCCGGCGGUCACCAGCUUCCACCUGGGCCGACUCCACUUCCAGUUGUCGGCAACCUGUUCGAGCUCGGAGACAAACCCCACCGUUCCCUCGCCCGCCUCGCCAAGCUAUAUUCCCCAGUCAUGACCCUCCGCCUCGGUCGAGUGACCACCGUGUUCGUCUCCUCCCCGGAAAUGGCAGGAGAAAUCCUGCAGAAGAACGAUGCAGUGCUCUCCAGUCGCUGGAUCCCAGAAGCUGUUCGCGUGUUGGACCAGAGCGAGGCCUCCAUGGUGUGGCUUCCGCCGUGCCAACGAUGGCGGAAACUGCGUAGAAUCUGUAAAACCCAGCUCUUUACUGCAGAAAGACUCGACAGCUACCAGUCCCUUCGGCGCGAAAAGGUACAGGAACUGAUGCAGUACAUCUCUGACAGCACGUCCAAGGGCUUGCUGGUUCACGUCGGGCACGUGGCGUUCAGCACCACGCUGAAUUUAAUUUCUCGCACCGUCUUCUCCGUGGAUCUCGUCGAUCUCUACGCUGAGUCCGCGCAAGAAUUCAAGCAAGUGGUGGAGGGGAUCACGGAGGAAGCUGGGCGGGCGAACCUGUCCGAUUACUUCCCACUGCUCGCAAAGCUCGACCCGCAGGGCAUUCGUCGCCGUUCCACCAAAUACUUCAAGAGGCUGCAUGACAUCUUCGAUGAGCAAAUAGAUCGGCGGCUACACAGGGAACGAGAUCGGUUCAUGUUAGCAUUUGCGUCCAAGUUAAAGUUAUGAUUGGAAAUAGGGUUUCCAUAAAAGUUGAACCUAGAAAAGAAUUGAGGCCACCAUUUGUGUUCUCUAUCUAUUCUACUUGGAUCUACAGCUGGCCCAACUGAUUCAUCGAUGUUGGAUCCACAAAACGAGGAUCACGUGAUUGGAUAUAACUUUUUAAUGUUGGCUUUAUAUUUUAUCCCGGACA